Erpetoichthys calabaricus (reedfish) is the source of this 3533-nucleotide messenger RNA. RefSeq names its product glycerate kinase (gene glyctk). Gene Ontology annotation, cellular component: cytoplasm. Bases 182 to 1765 code for a protein of 527 amino acids. The transcript has 5 exons. NCBI's taxonomy places the organism in Eukaryota, Metazoa, Chordata, Cladistia, Polypteriformes, Polypteridae. Gene Ontology annotation, molecular function: glycerate kinase activity. Gene Ontology annotation, biological process: protein phosphorylation. The record is from RefSeq and is a predicted model, not a curated record.
AAAUGUUAUCGUUUGUUUGAUUUCCAUUAUUUAGAGCCAGUGUGCUUCUGGAAAUAAUUAAUCCAGCAUAUCAAUAGACUGAUGAGUAGGCGCAAGAGGACAAACACUCUAGUAGGAGUCAAAGCAAAGGUGAACUCAGUGAAAACAACCCUUCUACAGACCACAGAGCUCCAGAAGCCCAAUGGCCAGAGCUUUCAGCCACACAUUUCGCUUUCUUCGAGGUGGUGCCUUUAGGGUUUUCAGAUUACAGGAAAGGACCGCAAUGACACUACCUGAGAUGGGCCGUGACAUCUUCAGGGCUGCCAUUAACGCCGUGCUUCCAGAUAACAUGAUGCGCCAAAAUCUGGUGUUAGAAGAUGGCCGCCUCCAAGUGGGCAACAAGAGCUAUCCACUGCAAAACAAUCUGUACCUUGUUGGAUUUGGAAAGGCUGUAUUAGGUAUGGCAGCAGCAGCAGAGAGGAUUCUCAGACAACAUUUGAUUCAAGGAGUAAUUAGUGUCCCACAUGGAAUUCAGGAAGAGUUGCAAAAAGCUGGACGAGUAGAUAUGCUACUGAAUGGUGACAGUCCAAUCAGAGUGAUGGAAGGAGCUCACCAUAAUCUGCCAGACAAGAAUGCCUUGGAGGCUGCCAGCACCAUCAGAGACCUAGCAACUGGACUGACCAACCAUGAUUUGCUAUUAACGCUCAUCUCUGGAGGAGGUUCUUCCCUGCUACCUGCACCCUUGCCUCCUGUUUCUUUAGAAGAGAAACAGGAACUGAUCAAACAACUGGCCGCCAAAGGUGCCACCAUUCAGGAGCUAAACACCAUUCGCAAGGCCCUUUCACAACUGAAGGGUGGAGGUCUGGCCCGCUAUGCAUAUCCUGCCCAGGUGAUUGGCCUUAUCCUGUCUGACGUUAUUGGAGAUCCUAUGGACCUCAUAGCCAGUGGACCCACUGUUCUUAGUCAUUCUAAUCCACAGGAAUGCUGGGAGAUUUUUGAAAAGUAUGACCUGUGCUCCUCCCUUCCAUCUUCUGUCAGAGAGGUUUUGAUUGAAAUUGAGACAGACAAGGAACCAGCUGCAAUAUCUAGAACAGACACCAGCCAUAGCUAUAAUGUCAUCAUUGGUUCCAACACACUAGCCCUUGAAGCUGCUUCUGCUUGUGCUGAGCAGCUUGGCUUCCUGCCUAUUGUGCUCUCUCCAGCAGUAUGUGGAGAGGUGCAGGCAGUUUCCCACCUUUAUGGCUUGCUGAUUCGCUUUGCCUGUCAGGCCCUGCUCCCUGGAGGGCCCUCAGCUCAUCUGAGAGCUGCUAUUCUGCAGCUGGGCCCAGAAGUUGGAGUCCCUGACUGGGAUCUCUUCCGAACACUCAAGUCCAUAGAAGAGUGCACUGGUUCACUAUGCCUACUUUCUGGUGGGGAACCCACAGUGCAAUUACAAGGUAAAGGAAAAGGAGGCCGAAAUCAGGAGCUUGCAUUGAGAGUGGCUGUAGAUUUAAGUCAAGGUAUGCCUUUGCCUGCUGGUUCUCAUCAAGUGCUAUUUCUCAGCUUGGGUACUGAUGGACAGGACGGCCCAACAGAUUCAGCUGGAGCGCUAUCGGAACCAAGUCUUGUGCACCAGGCAAUAGCUCAGGGACUCAACCCCUCAGAUUUUCUGAAGAACAAUGAUUCUUAUUCCUUUUUCAGUCAGUUCUCAGGAGGUAAAUGCCUAAUUCGCACCGGACUGACAGGCACCAACGUGAUGGAUGUGCAUUUGGUUCUGAUCCAAAGGACAGGUGACAGCCAAAUUUAAGAACACAUUUUCACACAACACCCCAUAAUAACAACAUGAAAAAAGUUUACUUGAGAUUUUUGCAAAUUUAUUAAAAAUAAAAAAAUUGAGAAAUCACAUGUACAUAAGUAUUCACAGCCUUUGCCAUGAAGCUCAAAAUUGAGCUCAGGUGCAUCCUGUUUCCCCUGAUCAUCCUUGAGAUGUUUCUGCAGCUUAAUUGGAGUCCACCUGUGGUAAAUUCAGUUGAUUGGACAUGAUUUGGAAAGGCACACACCUGUCUAUAUAAGGUCUCACAGUUGACCGUUCAUGUCAGAGCACAAACCAAGCAUGAAGUCAAAGGAAUUGUCUGUAGACCUCCGAGACAGGAUUGCCUCGAGGCACAAAUCUGGGGAAGGUUACAGAAAGAUUUCUGCUGCUUUGAAGGUCCCAAUGAGCACAGUGGACUCCAUCAUCCGUAAGUGGAAGAAGUUUGAAACCACCAAGACUCUUCCUAGAGCUGGCCGGCCAUCUAAACUGAGCGAUUGGGUAAGAAGGACCUUAGUCAGGGAGGUGACCAAGAACCCAAUGGUCACUCUGUCAGAGCUCCAGAGGUCCUCUGUGGAAAGAGGAGAACCUUCCAGAAGGACCACCAUCUCUGCAGCAAUCCACCAAUCAGGCCUGUAUGGUAGAGUGGCCAGACGGAAGCCACUCCUUAGUAAAAGGCACAUGGCAGCCCGCCUGGAGUUUGCCAAAAGGCACCCGAAGGACUCUCAGACCAUGAGAAGGAAAAUUCUCUGGUCUGAUGAAACAAAGAUUGAACUCUUUGGUGUGAAUGCCAGGCGGCACGUUUGGAGGAAACCUGGCACCAUCCCUACAGUGAAGCAUGGUGGUGGCAGCAUCAUGCUGUGGGGAUGUUUUUCAGCGGCAGGAACUGGAAGACUAGUCAGGAUAAAGGGAAAGAUGACUGCAGCAAUGUACAGAGACAUCCUGGAUGAAAACCUGCUCCAGAGCGCUCUUGACCUCAGACUGGGCAGACGGUUCAUCUUUCAGCAGGACAACCCUAAGCACACAGCCAAGAUAUCAAAGGAGUGGCUUCAGGACAACUCUGUGAAUGUCCUUGAGUGGCCCAGCCAGAGCCCAGACUUGAAUCCAAUUGAACAUCUCUGGAGAGAUCUUAAAAUGGCUGUGCACCGACGCUUCCCAUCCAACCAGAUGGAGCUUGAGAGGUGCUGCAAAGAGGAAUGGGCGAAACUGGCCAAGGAUAGGUGUGCCAAGCUUGUGGCAUCAUAUUCAAAAAGACUUGAGGCUGUAAUUGCUGCCAAAGGUGCAUCGACAAAUUAUUGAGCAAAGGCUGUGAAUACUUAUAUACAUGGGAUUUCUCAGUUUUUUUAUUUUUAAUAAAUUUGCAAAAACCUCAAGUAAACUUUUUUCACGUUGUCAUUAUGGGGUGUUGUGUGUAGAAUUCUGAGGAAAAAAAUGAAUUUAAUCCAUUUUGGAAUAAGGCUGUAACAUAACAAAAUGUGGAAAAAGUGAUGCGCUAUGAAUACUUUCUAGAUGCACCCACUGCAACCAACCAACCUGAAUGAUCUGCAGAAAAUCUGCCAGGGACAAAACCACUCUUGAGCAGUAUACAAUGCUGGUGCAUACUUACUUCAAAAGACAAGAUUGUUACUGCAGCAAAAGGAGGGCCUACUAAAUAUCAAAGUGUGUAGUUUGAAGGUUUAUGCAAGUAGUGCUUUUCUACUUUUUAUUUGUAUUUAUUUUUGACAAAUUUACUUUGGCUUUAAAAAUAAACUUGUGGAACACUUAG